Beta vulgaris subsp. vulgaris (sugar beet) is the source of this 2118-nucleotide messenger RNA. RefSeq names its product protein NRT1/ PTR FAMILY 5.6. The transcript has 5 exons. Lineage: Eukaryota; Viridiplantae; Streptophyta; Magnoliopsida; Caryophyllales; Amaranthaceae. Gene Ontology annotation, cellular component: membrane. Gene Ontology annotation, biological process: transmembrane transport. The record is from RefSeq and is a predicted model, not a curated record. Bases 34 to 1842 code for a protein of 602 amino acids. Gene Ontology annotation, molecular function: transmembrane transporter activity.
AUCAAGAUAAUCACUUCAACAUUUGCUUUAAAAAUGCAUGAAACACGUGAGAGAGAAAGGAACAACACUGAAAUCUCAACAAGAAAAUGUGAUGAAAAUAAUGUCAUGGAAUUACAAGUUCAUGAUUCAUCAUUGGAUUUCAAAGGAAAGCUUCCUCUCCGAGCUUCCACUGGCUCAUGGAAAGCUUCCUCCAUCAUCUUAGCAAUGGGAUUCAGUGAGAUAAUGUGUUACUUUGGAAUGGCAGCAAAUAUGAUAACAUAUAUGACAAAAGUGAUGAACCAAGACCUAAAAACAGCAGCCAACAGUGUAAAUUUAUGGAUUGGAGUCACUACAAUGAUGCCUCUUCUUGGCGGGUUUCUUGCUGAUGCUUACACUGGUCGCUAUAUUAUGAUUAUCUUCUCCGCUAUCCUCUAUACCAUGAGUUUAGCCAUGUUCACAAUGGCACAAUACAUUCCAAGUCUAAAACCAUGUGGCACAACCUCAAAUACAUGCCAACAUGUUAGCAACAUCCACAAGGCGGUAUUCUUCGCAGCGGCGUACCUCAUGGCCGUAGCAACCGGGGGUUACAAGCCAUGCUUAGAGAGUUUUGGGGCGGACCAAUUCGACGACAACCAUCCGAAAGAACGGAAGCAAAAGAUGUCCUUUUUCAACUGGUGGAACGUAGGUGUUUCAUGUGGCCUAUUUGUAGGAGUGACUUUGAUUGUGUACGUGCAAGAAAAUGUAAGUUGGGGCAUUUGCUUUAUACUAUUAACCACAAUUAUGGGAGUUACUGUCUUGGUUUUAUUACUUGGAAGACCAUUUUAUCGUUACAAGAUUGCUCUUGGUAGCCCAUUGACCCCGUUGUUACAAGUAUUGGUUGCUGCUUUUGCUAAGAGAAAUUUACCUUGUCCUUCUGAUCACUCCUUGUUGUAUGAGGUUCCUAAUUCAGAGAAGCUCCAACGUCGCCUUUUGGGUCAUACUAAUAGACUAAGAUUUCUUGACAAAGCUGCGAUAAUCGAAAAUCAUGAACUCAACGGAGUAGCCGAGAAGAAAGAAUUGAGUCCAUGGAGGCUAUCAAGCGUAACACAAGUUGAAGAAUUGAAGCUAAUAAUAGUCAUGUUACCCAUUUGGCUAAUUACCUUAGUCUUUGGCAUAGGCAAUGCGCAAGGCACCACAUUCUUCAUAAAGCAAGGAUAUGCAAUGAAUAGGAAAGUUAUCAAACACUUUGAAAUACCAGCUGCAUCAAUGGGCAUUUUAUCUGCCUUAGGUAUGACUGCUUCAAUAACAUUGUAUGACAAACUACUCCUCCCAUACUUGAGACGCGUUCGAGGCAACGAACGAGGCAUAAGUAUCCUCACAAGAAUAGGCAUUGGCAUGUUCAUAUUGAUCAUAUCCAUGGUCAUCUCUGCUUUGGUAGAGAGGAAAAGGUUAAAUGCAUCAUCACAAGGGAAAAUUAUGCACAUUUUUUGGCUUGUGCCUCAAAUUUUUAUCAUGGGUAUAGGUGAUGGAUUUUCCUUAGUGGGUUUACAAGAGUAUUUUUAUGAACAAGUUCCUGACUUAAUGAGAAGUUUAGGUAUGGCCUUUUACCUUAGUGUUAUUGGUGUUGGAAGUUUUCUUACUAGCUUAUUGAUUAUUGUUGUGGACUAUGUGACUGGGAUGAAUAAUGGGAAGAGAUGGAUAGGUCCAGACGUGAAUCAUAGUCGUCUUGAGUAUUUUUAUUGGCUCUUGGUGGUCAUUUUUGUUUUGAAUUUGUGUGUUUUUAUGAUGUUGGCUAAGAAUUAUAGGUACAAGAAUGUAGAAAGUAGUGUUACUAAUGGUGAUUUUUGUGAUGGUGAGGAAAAAGUGGGUUUUUCUAAUUUGUAAAUAAAUUUGUAAACCAUUGUUUGCUAAGAGCAUAAGACAAUGUUUAUCUGUAUUGAUUGUUGCUAAAUUUGUAGCUAUCUAAAUAAAGUUGUAACAGGGGACUUUAUAUUUUUUUUGUCUCACAAUCACAAUGUGUGAAUCCCUUGUGGGUUGUGUGUUUAUGCUUAAUUUUAUACUAAAAAUGUACGAAUAAUAAUGCAAUAGAAUAACUUUGUACAACCUACAUGAAUUACAAUAUUUUUCCAUAAUAUAUUUAAAAGGUCUUAUAUUAAUUUA